AUGGCGCCUGCGAACACUUCAGCUGCCGUCCAGGCUGCCGCCACAACAGUGGUCGAGCAUGUCGAUGGCUUCCGCGGCGACGAAUUCUCGAACAACUUGUUCAGCGACCUAGCACCACUUCUGGCUCUGUUCGGCGAGCAAGUCACCAAACAGUUCUUGAGCAUGUCUAUGGGAUGGACCGACAACAUCUUGCUAGCUAUGGGAUAUUUAGGCAUAAUGACGAUAAUGGUUAGCGAGUGA
This is a messenger RNA of Coniosporium apollinis CBS 100218, 240 nucleotides long. RefSeq lists its product as uncharacterized. Bases 1 to 240 code for a protein of 79 amino acids. NCBI's taxonomy places the organism in Eukaryota, Fungi, Ascomycota, Dothideomycetes. The transcript has a single exon. The record is from RefSeq and is a predicted model, not a curated record.